ACGAAAUAAACUCGUGUCUCUCAGGAAGAUGAAAGCUAGCGUUUUCUUGCCAAUUACGGCUGUGGCCAUUUCGUUAUUGGUCAUCGCACAAGUGAACUCCGUUCCCCAACCUAAUUUCUAUGGUUCGAACAAUACGAACAAGUCUCAUGACUUGGUCAUCGGGUAUAGAAUGCCUGGCGACAGGCUUAUACUGAGACAAAGUAUCAUCAAGAACUCCUCGUGGGGCAGGAUAGUAACCGACGAAAAGACAUUCAACACAACAAGAUUCGAAAGGAUUACUCAAGUCCGAGCUCUUGAUCAGAAGACCAAUGGUAACGGGGCGUACGCGAGCAUCCUCUUUGGUGGCCCAGGAUGGAACAAUGUCACUAUCCGGUUCAAGAGCCAGAGGGGUCACGGAAUCAACUUCAUCGUCGAGGUCUACUCACGACCAUAAGUCGCCGUUCCACGAGAUA
Apis florea (little honeybee) is the source of this 452-nucleotide messenger RNA. Its product is annotated as putative salivary secreted peptide. Lineage: Eukaryota; Metazoa; Arthropoda; Insecta; Hymenoptera; Apidae. The record is from RefSeq and is a predicted model, not a curated record.